Heterobasidion irregulare TC 32-1 is the source of this 351-nucleotide messenger RNA. RefSeq lists its product as uncharacterized. The record is from RefSeq and is a predicted model, not a curated record. Lineage: Eukaryota; Fungi; Basidiomycota; Agaricomycetes; Russulales; Bondarzewiaceae. Bases 1 to 351 code for a protein of 116 amino acids. The transcript has 2 exons.
AUGUUAGGAGUUCUUCGACCACAUGCGCAAGGACGGCGCGCAGGAGAACACGAAGGAGGCGAUCGACGACAUCAUGACCCGCAGGAAGCGCUCGUGCGGCAGGUUGCCCAGCCCAGGUUCGCGAAGAGGUGCUUCGAGCACUUCAUCCUGCGCUGGGGGAUGAACACCGCGCUCGAGCCCCGAAAAGAGGAAAAGCCGCCCGCACCCCAGCAAUUCUUCUCGUGCUCUCCCGUCCACGCUCACACUCACACAGACGCACAAACGCGCGCGCAGCCUCAGCCAGCCGUUCGAGCCCCGCCGCCAGGAGGCCGAGGAGAAGUCAUACGUCGACACGGAUGCCGACGACGAUGA